GAGAGGCGGAGCCGAGGCCUCUGGCUGCCAUCUUAUUAACAGAGCUUGCACGAGGGGGAGGGCGAGGCGCGCGGGAGCAGCGGCAGCAACAGCAGCAGCAGCAGGGACAAUGGAAGGCGAUGCCCUUAGGAACAGCCAAGCCAAGGGCAGCCCCGCGGUGAGGAACUGCCAAGAGAAAAGCUUCCGCGGCGAGGGGUCAGGGCUGCAGAAUUCAGCCGCGGUGCCCAUGCUGCCGGCUAUGGAGCUGGCGGAGGAGCCGGAGAAAGCGGCGCCCAGAGGCAAAGUCAAGGACCCCAACCCCUACAAACUUCUAUCCCUGGUAUUAUGUGUCAUUGUGCUAACAAUAAUCCUAGGAUGUAUAUUUGGGCUGAAGCCUAGCUGUACAAGAGAUGUCAAAACCUGCAAAGGGCGUUGCUAUGAGAGAACAUUUGGAAGUUGCCGCUGUGACAGUGAAUGUGUUAAACUUGGAAACUGCUGUUUAGAUUUCCAAGAAGCCUGUAUAGAACCUGCUCAUAUAUGGACCUGCACCAAGUUUCGGUGUGGUGAGAAGAACCGGCCAGAAUACCUCUGCUCCUGUUCAGAAGAUUGUGUGAAAAAUAAUAAUUGCUGUGUCAAUUAUUACUCAGUUUGCCAAGGAAGGACAAGCUGGCUUGAAGAGAAAUGUGAGGACAUAAAUGAACUCCAGUGUCCGAAAGGAUUUACCAAACCUCCAAUAUUGUUGUUUUCUUUGGAUGGAUUCAGAGCUGAGUAUUUGCACACAUGGGGUGGACUUCUUCCUGUUAUUAGCAAAUUACGAAAAUGUGGAACAUAUACACAUGGGCUGAGACCAGUGUAUCCAUCAAAAACAUUUCCCAAUCAUUACAGCAUUGUUACGGGCUUAUACCCAGAAUCCCAUGGUCUAGUGGAUAACAAAAUGUAUGAUCCAAAGAGAAAUGCUUACUUCACACUAAAAAAUGCAGAGAAGUUUAACCGACAGUGGUACCAAGGACAGCCAAUUUGGCUGACAGCUACAUAUCAAGGACUAAAAUCUGCCACAUAUUACUGGCCUGGUUCAGAUGUUGAUGUUAAUGGAAGUUUUCCAAACAUCUACAAAUUAUACAAUGGGUCAGUACGACAUGAAGAAAGAGUAAUAACUUUUCUUAGCUGGCUACAGUUACCAGAAGAGGAAAGACCACACUUUUACACUCUGUAUUUAGAAGAACCAGAUUACUCAGGCCACAGAUUUGGACCAAUCAGCAGUGAAGUCAUUCUUGCACUACAGAGAGUAGACAAGGUGGUUGGGCUGCUGAUGGAUGGUCUUAAGCAAAUGAACCUGCACAACUGCAUUAACAUUAUUCUGCUUUCUGAUCAUGGGAUGGAGGCAGCUAGCUGCAGCAAAGCAGCAUACCUAAAUACAUACUUGGAAAGGGUUCAAGACUUGUUUGUGGUACCAGGCCCUGCAGCUCGCUUGAGGCCCCAAAAUGUUCCAGAUGAGUAUUACUCUUUUGAUUACGAAGGCAUUGUCAGAAACCUUACAUGCUUGGUCCCAGAUCAGCAUUUCAAGGCAUACAUGAAGCACCUGCUCCCCAAGAGAUUUCAUUAUGCCAAGAAUGACCGGAUUGAACCUGUGCAUUUCUAUACGGACCAGCAGUGGCAAUUUGCUCGGAUGCGCUCUGAGCUCAAGUAUUGCACCGGUGGAUUCCAUGGGUCAGACAAUACAUUUACAAAUAUGCAGGCUCUGUUUAUUGGAUUUGGACCUGGAUUCAAGUUUCAAACUGAAGUUGAUCCCUUUGAAAAUAUUGAAAUCUACAAUUUAAUGUGCGAUCUACUAGGCUUGACACCAGCUCCCAACAAUGGAACUCAUGGAAGCCUCAACCAUCUUUUAAAGAAAGCCAGUUAUAUGCCAAAACAUCCCAAGGAAGAAAGCAAUCCUUCGACAUGCCCUUUCACACGACAGAGUACCGCUGCAGAUGACCAUGGCUGCUCAUGUGAUUCUUUGGGCUUACCACAGAUUCGACAAUGGAUAAAUUUCACCACUUCAGAAAUGAAGAAGAUUGAAAAACACAGUUUGCCAUUUGGGAGGCCCAGAGUACUCCAGAAGAAUCAGGUCUAUUGUCUUCUCCACAAUCACCAUUAUGUAAAUGGUUUUAGCCAGAAUAUCAAGAUGCCCUUGUGGAGUGCCUAUAUGGUUAACAAGCAUGACAAUUGGACUGCCUCUUCAGAAGCCAUCCCAAGCUGUUUCAAUGUCGACAAUCGCAUUCCUUUAAAUCGCAGCCAGAUGUGUUCAUUUUACAACAGCCAUCUCCAGCUAAACUAUGGAUUUCUUUUCCCGCCAUAUCUGAUAAAGGAUGAAAGAAACAGUAAAAAUGAAGCACUUUUAUCAAGCAAUAUUGUACCAAUGUAUCAUGCUUUCCAAGUGAUAUGGAACCAUUUUAAUGCAAUCCUACUGCCAACAUAUGCUGCAACCAGAAAUGGUGUAAAUGUCCUCACUGGUCCUGUGUUUGAUUAUGACUACAAUGGCUUGUAUGAUACACCCGAGGAAGUGAAAAAACUCAACAAUAAUCUUGAAGUCCUGAUUCCAACUCACUACUUCAUUAUACUGACAAGUUGCAAAAAUGUCUCCCAGACUCCUUUGCAAUGUGAAGGGUCUCUUGAUGUUGUAUCUUAUAUUGUACCUCACAAAGAAGACAACAGUGAAAGUUGUGCAAAUGACAAGUCUGACUCCUUGUGGGUUGAAGAGAGAAUGAAAUUUCAUAGGAGUCGAGUCAGAGAUGUGGAACUUCUUACAGGGCUAAGCUUUUACCAUGACAGAAAAGUGCCUGUGUCUGGCACCUUACAGUUAAAAACAUAUUUGCCAAGCUUGGAUACGGCAUAAUUGGGGUUUCUCUACAGAGAGAGAGAGACUAUAUUGCAGCAAAGAAAUGCUUUGAACACGCUGGAAGAUUUUUUUUGAAAAUGCUUGAGCAAAAUGGGAGCUGGAAAGAAUCUGUGCCACAUUUGUAUCUCAGGGACAUUUUAUGGACCAUGUAUAACAGAAGAGAGCAGCUUCUCUCAGCCUUAUUACCCACAUUAAUGUGGGUACUUCUUUGUAUAUUGUUAUUAAAGCCAAUCUGCCAGCCAUACAUAAACAGACACACGUGCAAGAUCAACAGCUCCUUUCAAUGACAUUAAAGUGUAUUGGAGUUGUUUUAUUUUGUUUAUUUGUUAAUAGUGGAUUUAUUUCAAAGUGAACCAACUGGCAUGUAUAUUUUAAAAAAUAAGAAAUAAUAUAAAUAUUCAACAAAAUGCUCUGGAGUUGUUUUGCACUAUGUACUGGAUGUCUAAUACAUAUUGAAGGAGGGUUCUGGUAGCUUUGUAAUAGCCCUGUGAUAUUUGAUGAAAAUAAAUAUUUCACCAGCAUAUCUGCACC
Messenger RNA from Rhineura floridana, 3388 nucleotides. It is a transcript of the gene ENPP1, whose product is annotated as ectonucleotide pyrophosphatase/phosphodiesterase 1. NCBI's taxonomy places the organism in Eukaryota, Metazoa, Chordata, Lepidosauria, Squamata, Rhineuridae. The record is from RefSeq and is a predicted model, not a curated record. Gene Ontology annotation, cellular component: cell surface. Gene Ontology annotation, biological process: nucleoside triphosphate catabolic process; inorganic diphosphate transport; negative regulation of fat cell differentiation. The coding region runs from base 110 to 2854 and encodes 914 amino acids. The transcript is spliced from 25 exons. Gene Ontology annotation, molecular function: dinucleotide phosphatase activity; phosphodiesterase I activity; nucleic acid binding.